CGCACCCGCCGGCCUCUCCCUUCCGCCUGCCGCCUUCCUCUCCGCCCCUGGCGGAGGAAGUGAUGUCACAGGCCCCAUGUGAGCGGAUUGCAACACAUGCAGCUGCCUGGAGAGAGGGAGCCGGUGUCCUACGUCAGAGCCGCCGCCGCCGCGGAGCCGCCGCCGGGGAGGAGCUGCCGCUGCCGCCCAGGACUGGGCCCUUAGGGAGGAGGAGGCGAGAAGAUGGCGGACGACCCCAGUGCUGCGGACAGGAACGUGGAGAUCUGGAAGAUCAAGAAGCUCAUCAAAAGCUUGGAGGCGGCCCGCGGCAAUGGCACAAGCAUGAUAUCGUUGAUCAUUCCUCCCAAAGACCAGAUAUCACGAGUGGCAAAAAUGUUAGCAGAUGAAUUUGGAACCGCAUCUAAUAUUAAGUCACGAGUAAACCGCCUUUCAGUCCUGGGAGCCAUUACAUCUGUACAACAAAGACUCAAACUUUAUAACAAAGUACCUCCAAAUGGUCUGGUUGUUUACUGUGGAACAAUUGUAACAGAAGAAGGAAAGGAAAAGAAAGUCAACAUUGACUUUGAGCCUUUCAAACCAAUUAAUACAUCAUUGUAUUUGUGUGACAACAAAUUCCAUACAGAGGCUCUUACAGCACUACUUUCAGAUGAUAGCAAGUUUGGCUUCAUUGUAAUAGAUGGCAGUGGUGCACUUUUUGGCACACUCCAAGGAAACACAAGAGAGGUCCUGCACAAAUUCACUGUGGAUCUUCCAAAGAAACACGGUAGAGGAGGUCAGUCUGCCUUGCGUUUUGCCCGUUUAAGAAUGGAAAAACGACAUAAUUAUGUUCGGAAAGUAGCUGAGACUGCUGUGCAGCUGUUUAUUUCUGGGGACAAAGUGAAUGUGGCUGGCCUUGUUUUAGCUGGAUCAGCUGACUUUAAAACUGAACUAAGUCAAUCUGAUAUGUUUGAUCAGAGGUUGCAAUCAAAAGUUUUAAAAUUAGUUGAUAUCUCCUAUGGUGGUGAAAAUGGAUUCAACCAAGCUAUUGAGUUAUCUACUGAAGUCCUUUCCAACGUGAAGUUCAUCCAAGAGAAGAAAUUAAUAGGACGAUACUUUGAUGAAAUCAGCCAGGACACGGGAAAGUACUGUUUUGGAGUUGAAGAUACACUAAAGGCUUUGGAAAUGGGAGCUGUAGAGAUUUUAAUAGUCUAUGAAAAUCUGGAUAUAAUGAGAUAUGUUCUUCAUUGCCAAGGCACUGAAGAGGAGAAAAUUCUCUAUCUAACUCCAGAACAAGAGAAGGAUAAAUCUCAUUUCACAGACAAAGAGACAGGACAGGAACAUGAGCUGAUUGAAAGCAUGCCCCUACUGGAAUGGUUUGCUAACAACUACAAAAAAUUUGGAGCUACGUUGGAAAUUGUCACAGAUAAGUCACAAGAAGGAUCCCAGUUUGUGAAAGGAUUUGGUGGAAUUGGAGGUAUCUUGCGGUACCGAGUAGAUUUCCAGGGAAUGGAAUACCAAGGAGGAGACGAUGAAUUUUUUGACCUUGAUGACUACUAGGUAGUCGACAUGGGUCCGGCAAUACGUGCCUCACCCUCCAGCAUCCAACCCAAGGAGCAUACCCGUGGUGGAAUCCAAACAGAUCCCUGCCUUACAAUUGGAACAUUCUCAGAACUUAAUCCAUGAGCAUUGGAUAUUGAAAAGAAAACCGAAACAAAACCAGACCCAACCCUACACUUUGGUUUGUCAUGGUGUCAGCGAAGCAGCCUACAACUAAGUACCUAAAUGCCACUAUGGACUAAUUUAACAGAGAAUCCCAGUUUUUACUUUUACUCAAUGGUGAAAA
Chrysochloris asiatica (Cape golden mole) is the source of this 1822-nucleotide messenger RNA. RefSeq names its product eukaryotic translation termination factor 1 (gene ETF1). The transcript has 11 exons. Gene Ontology annotation, cellular component: cytosol; translation release factor complex. NCBI's taxonomy places the organism in Eukaryota, Metazoa, Chordata, Mammalia, Afrosoricida, Chrysochloridae. The record is from RefSeq and is a predicted model, not a curated record. Bases 223 to 1536 code for a protein of 437 amino acids. Gene Ontology annotation, biological process: cytoplasmic translational termination. Gene Ontology annotation, molecular function: sequence-specific mRNA binding; translation release factor activity, codon specific.